AUGCUUGUUUACGACCAGCAUAAAUAUCCCCACCACUCUCGAAACACCUUCUGUCUUUCAUAUUUGACCAUUGCGAGUUCCGCACCUUGCUGGCUCGACAUGUCUCCAUAUCCGAAAAUCGAUUGUCAUUCCCACUAUCUCCCACCGGGAUACCGUGAGGCACUGGCAGAACAUGGCCACAAGCAGCCCGAUGGAAUCCCGGCAAUCCCACCAUGGAGCGAAGAGGGCCAUCUCGAAAUGAUGCAGACUAUCAAUGUGACCAAAUCCAUGCUUAGCGUCAGCUCGCCCGGCACCUACCUCAAGCCAGGCGAGAACGCACUCAGUCGCGAAUUGACGCGGUAUGUCAAUGACUAUGGCGGGAGCCUGAAGAAAAGGAAGCCUGAUAAAUUCGGCUUGUUUGCUUCCCUGCCUCUGGCCGACAUCGAGGGCAGCUUGGAAGAAAUUCCCUAUGCGUUGGAUCACCUCAACGCCGAUGGAUUCGUGGUCAUGACCAACUUCCAGGGUUCGUACCUUGGACAUAAAGACUUUGACCCCAUCUUCGACGAGCUCAAUCGCCGGAAAGCCAUUGUUUUCAUGCACCCAACCACUCCCUGCUUGCCUCACAGUGGACCAGCAGCGACACCUCUCCCGGAAUAUCCCAGACCCAUGUUCGAAUUUCUGUUCGACACUGCUCGUGCUGUCAUCAAUCUCUUCAUGUCGGGCACAGUCAGUCGCUGUCCGAACGUCACGUUCCUCGUGCCUCACGUGGGUGGUGCGUUUCCACCAUUGAUCAACCGAUUUGCAAAUGUGGGCUUAGCCUUGAGUCUCCCGGGGAUGGAUCCCAAGGUGACGCCGACAUGGAUCAAAGAGCGAUUGAACCAGCAGUUUUACUUUGAUACCGCGGGCUGGGCGUUCCCUGAACAAAUCAAAGGCUUAUUGGAGUACGUCACUGUCGACAGGAUGUUGUAUGGGAGUGAUUUUCCCUUUACGCCCCUGACAGUAGUCACUCCGCUGUCGCAGGAGCAUGAUCAGUAUCUACCGGAGGUGUUCCCUGACCCGGAGGAUCGUGAGAAGCUCUGCAGCAAGAAUGCACUGAAACUAUUCAGUCGAGAGACUUGA
This is a messenger RNA of Exophiala dermatitidis NIH/UT8656, 1098 nucleotides long. Its product is annotated as aminocarboxymuconate-semialdehyde decarboxylase. The record is from RefSeq and is a predicted model, not a curated record. Lineage: Eukaryota; Fungi; Ascomycota; Eurotiomycetes; Chaetothyriales; Herpotrichiellaceae. Gene Ontology annotation, molecular function: hydrolase activity; carboxy-lyase activity. Gene Ontology annotation, biological process: secondary metabolic process. Bases 1 to 1098 code for a protein of 365 amino acids. The transcript has 3 exons. Gene Ontology annotation, cellular component: cytoplasm; cytosol.